Messenger RNA from Lactuca virosa, 1059 nucleotides. The record is from the annotation of a GenBank genome assembly. Lineage: Eukaryota; Viridiplantae; Streptophyta; Magnoliopsida; Asterales; Asteraceae.
AUGGACCUCAUACCAGGUCUCCCCAAUGACGUCGGUUUAGAGUGUCUGAUUCGCGUCCCUUACAACCACUUCUCCUCCGCCGCCUCCGUUUGCCGGAGCUGGAAGUCGGAGAUUGACCUUCCUCUGUUUCGGAACCACCGCAAGUCCGCCGGGCUGAGCCGUCGCAUCGUCGUGAUGGUGCAGUCGCAUCUUGAUUCGAACAUGAACCACGGGUUACGGAAGUAUAUGAUUACACCGGUUUACCGUCUCUCCGUUUACGAGCCGGAAACGGGUGACUGGAGUGAGCUGCCGCCGAUCCCUGGGUUUUCCGACGGGUUACCUUAUUUUUGUCAGAUUGCUCCGGUCGGGUAUAAUCUUGUGGUGAUGGGCGGGUUAAGCCCGGAGAACUGGGAGGCUUCGAAUUUUGUUUUUGUGUAUAACUUCGUUUCCGCCACGUGGCGACGUGGGUCCGAUAUGCCAGGGAGUACAAGGUCGUUUUUUGGAUGUGCGUCGGAUAAUGAGCGGAGAGUGUUCGUCGGCGGCGGACACGAUAACGAAAAGAAUGCACUCCGGUCAGGGAUGAUGUAUGACGUGGCGGACGAUAGAUGGGUUAUACUACCUUACAUGGCAGACGAGCGUGACGAAUGCAAAGGAGCUUUCCACCGUGGCAAAUUCUACGUCAUUGGUGGGUACAACACGUCAAUGCAAGGGAAGUUUGGGACAAGCGCAGAAGCUUUCGAUGUUUCCACGUGGCGAUGGGAUAAAAAAGAAGAUGAGUUCUUAGGAGCUGACACGUGUCCGAGAACAUGCGUGGACGGUGGUGAUGGGGUGAUGUGUAUGUAUCAAGAUGGUGUGAUCGUAGCACUGGAUCAUUCUUUUAAAACGAGGAUCCCAAAGGAUCUGGAUAGAGUACAUUGUGUAAUCGGAUGCGAAGGAAGGUUAUUAGCCGUUGGAUCUGUUGGAUUUGGUAAAAGUCAUGGGGUAUACGUGUUAGAUCUGAAGAGCCACACGUGGAAAAAGGUGGAGACGCCGGAGGAAUAUUCCGGCCACGUUCAGUCCGGUUGUUGUUUGGAAAUAUAA